Molecule: messenger RNA, 1263 nt
Organism: Pistacia vera
Lineage: Eukaryota; Viridiplantae; Streptophyta; Magnoliopsida; Sapindales; Anacardiaceae
Product: NAC transcription factor 25-like
Exons: 3
Coding region: 1-1263 (420 amino acids)
Biological process (GO): regulation of DNA-templated transcription
Molecular function (GO): DNA binding
Source: RefSeq, a predicted model, not a curated record
AUGGCAUUCCCAUCCGGGUAUAGGUUCAACCCAACUGACGAAGAACUGGUGGUCGACUACCUGAAGAACAAAAUCUUUAAGAAUGCUUUGCCUUGCAACAUCAUUCAAGAAAUUAAUCUUUAUGAUUAUCAUCCUCAACAAUUAUACAAUUCGCACAAGAAGGAAGGGGGUAAGUUCAUGUACUUCUUCACUCCAAGGGACCGGAAGUACCCACAUGGAAACCGGCCAAAACGACAGGCCGUCGACGGAUUUUGGAAGGCUACUGGGGUUGAUCAUCCGGUUACAGUAAACAAUAUCAAAGUAGCAAGCAAGAGAUCCCUGGUCUAUUAUAAUGGCAGCAAUAAAAAUUCAACAAAGACUAACUGGAUCAUGUAUGAAUAUGUAAUGGAUCAACAUAGCACUCCAGCUGCAAGUAAACCGACUUACAGCAAAAAAAGUCAGGCAGCCGCUUCGAGAUCAAAUGCCACUCCUGAUGACAGCAACAUGAAGUUGGACGAUUGGGUUUUGUGCAAGGUCUACUUGAAGAAUCACAAAUCAAAGAACAAGAAUCAAGCAGCUAGUAGCAGUGGUGCUAGCUCUAUUAGCGCGGAGCCUCAAAUGCAAGGAAAUGAUGGGGGCAAUUUGCAGCAUAAUCUUGAUUCCGCAAUCUCAGUGGCCUCAAUGAUGCAAAGAGCUCAUCACAAUGCUGGUGGUUAUCAAAACUUUGCACCAUUCCUGCAAGGAACUGAUCAUCAUCAUCAAUACAAUUUGCAGAGUUAUGGUGGUCCUAUCAACGUCUUGCCUCCAUUGCAGAUAAGACAUCAUAAUUUUGGUUCAACUAGAGCUGCACAGCCAAUGGACGCAACUAAUUAUCAUAACGUUAGCUCUACAAACUUUGUUCCCUGGACACAAACUCAAUACAAUGGGCAACAUUAUGUUGGUUCCAUAGGCAUUUCGCCUUCGAUUCAACCAAACGAGUGCAAUGCCGCAAAUUACGUUGGUUCAACCUGUGCGGCGUCUGCAUUGCAAGGAGCUAAUGGAUGUGAUGCCACGGAUAGUGUUGAUUCUACCAAUUUUGUGCCGGAUAAUGUUUUUGGUACGCCUAGCUCUGCGCCUCCAAUGCUAAGAAUAAAUCAAUGCGAUGUGGGAGAUAAUAAUAGUUCCAUCAACUCUGAGCCUUCUGUUACUGAUUUUGAUAUUGAUCCUAAUCUUUAUCUCCAGCCACAAGAUCCUAAUCUUUAUCUUCCUUGGCUUGAUGGAACGAAACCAGAUAGUCCUAAUUAA